AUGAAUGCACAGAAGGCACGCGUUGCAUGUAUGUCAAAUAAGUUUAAAAACAUAAGAGAAAUAGGUGAAGAUACGUAUCAAGUGAUGCUUAAAGAUAGAUUUUAUAGAUGUGAUACAUGUUUACAAGAGGCAUUCUUCACUUUAGAUAAUGCUAAAUACUGGUAUUUGGUUUUCAUUUAUGAUUUUAUGUAUAAAUGCAUGGAUGUUAAUCGUUUUCAUUUCAUUGAAGGUGAUACUGAUUCAUCUUAUUGGGCUAUUGCUGGCGAUCCAAGUCUUCCUAACACUCAAGCAUUUCAAGCAAUUGUAACCGAUAAACAAUUUUAUGAUAAAAACAUUUACAAAUUCGCACCUUUUGAUUUCUUCUGUUUUGAUGAGAAAUUUAAACCUAAAUUAAAGAAUAAAGCUGAAGAAAAAGCACAUGAGAAGAAGUUAUUGGGUUUAGCAAUUGAGAAACAAGGUGAUAACAUGGUUGCUUUAUGCCCUAAGUGUUAUACUUCAUUCAACGGUUCAAUUGAUGGAAGUGAUUUUAAAAAGAUUGCACAAAAAAUGAAAGGUGUUAGUUUACGACAAAAUAAACAAUUAACACCUAAAAAUUAUUUGGAUAUAAUAAAUGAUAAAGUGAUAUUUGAUGGUCAGAAUAUUAAUUUACAACUUAAAAACGGGUCAAUGACUCGCUUAACAAUUGGUAAGACUGCAUUAACAGGAGCACACACUAAGGCUGUAUGUUGUGAAAAUGGAUGUUGUAUGCCAUUUAUUUAA
Messenger RNA from Trichomonas vaginalis G3, 759 nucleotides. RefSeq lists its product as uncharacterized. The transcript has a single exon. The coding region runs from base 1 to 759 and encodes 252 amino acids. Lineage: Eukaryota; Parabasalia; Trichomonadida; Trichomonadidae. The record is from RefSeq and is a predicted model, not a curated record.